AUGAUGACUUUUGGUAGGCAGUACCAAGAUGACACGACGUUUGCCGAGGUCGGACAUCGGCUUGACGCGGCGGUCGCCAACUUGUCUUCGCACGCCAUCUUCGGCUGCAUUCGCAAGGCCCAGAUGGACCUCCUUGAUCUACACAGACACGUGUCAGUCCUCGACGACGACAACAUUCGUGAGGAGAGUGGUGUGGACGGCAGCGUGUCCGACAGUACCGCGUCAAGUUCUUCGUCACUCGACUCGGCCAACUCCGACGGUUGA
Aphanomyces invadans is the source of this 264-nucleotide messenger RNA. RefSeq lists its product as hypothetical. The record is from RefSeq and is a predicted model, not a curated record. Bases 1 to 264 code for a protein of 87 amino acids. The transcript is spliced from 2 exons. NCBI's taxonomy places the organism in Eukaryota, Oomycota, Saprolegniomycetes, Saprolegniales, Verrucalvaceae.